Molecule: messenger RNA, 2278 nt
Organism: Ceraceosorus bombacis
Lineage: Eukaryota; Fungi; Basidiomycota; Exobasidiomycetes; Ceraceosorales; Ceraceosoraceae
Source: the annotation of a GenBank genome assembly
AUGGCUGCAGCGCUGGCAGGAUGCUGCACGCUUUGGAUGACGGGAACUGGCACCGUUGCCGCCGACACGGGUGACGACAAUUUGGCGAAAGCUGAGCGUCGGAGCAUUGCCAGUGGCAAGGUGGUGUCUGUCGAUGAUCUCGUGAAGCACGAUGGCAAAGACGGCAAAGGAAUCUGGGUGGCCAUCGAUGGCAACGUGUACGAGUAAGUUCUCUGGUCCAGCUGAAUUUCGCCCAUGCAGGCCAGCCUCUUGAACGCAGCCCUUUUCAUGCAGCGUCACCAAAUUCCUGGCGCAGCAUCCGGGCGGUCCCCAUGUGAUUCGAAAGGCGGCAGGAAAGGAUGCUACGUGAGUGAGCUUCCUGCGACCAGGCCGUGGGGAGGGUCGGGUGUAAGGUGCCGCAGCACGACACUGCUGUUGCCUCUUUCCGGAGCGCGCUGAGCUCCAUUCGCUUCCCUUCAUCCUGUGAACACGCCCUCAGCGAGCUGUACACGCCUAUCCAUCCUCCACACGCCAUAAAGACGUUGCCCGAUGAGGCUCACGUGGGGUCGCUGAGUGGCGAUGAGCAAGCACCCAAAGCUAGCGAUUCCGAUGCGCAAGCCUCAAGGAAGCUGGCUGCCGACGAGCUGCCGGUCGUGGGCAGCGUACUGAAUUUAGACGAGUUCGAGGUGAGCUACCCUUAUCGGCAUAAGACAUUGCUUGAGCGGCAUCCAUCGCCAUGCCAGCAUCCACCUGAGAAAAAACUUUUGCACGGGCGAUUCCUUUUCUUCGUACAAAAGCGGAAAUUUGUGGAUGGUACUGACUACACGAAUCGCCUCACACGCGCAAUCUGAUCAUUGGCAAAUAGAGCAUAGCAAGAAGGCACCUGUCCCCGCAAGCCUGGGCCUACUACUCCUCGGCCGGUGACGAUGAAGUUUGUAGGUCAAAACGGUCACCGCCAGAGCUUGGCAUCGAAUUGUUGCUGACGAGCUCACAUGCACUGCUGAAUUCUCUCUCAUUUCCAGCUGCGCGCAACAAUAGAGCUGCGUACAAUCGCAUCAUGUUUAGACCAAGGAUACUUCGGCACGUUGGAGAAGUAGAAGCGUCAACGAAGAAGCUUUUUGGCGGCGGCACGAAGGACCAUCUACCUUUUUACAUUUCCCCAGCUGCGCUCGCUAAGCUCGGACACCCCGAUGGCGAGCUUAAUUUGACGCGAGCAGCUGGUCUCGGAAAUGUGGUCCAAGGUGUGAGUCUCUUUGUGGAUGAAUGCGAGCAUCUUUCCAGAGCCGCUUCAGAGAAGCUUCCCUGACCUAUGGCAGUGUGCUUCUCUCAGAUAUCUGCCAACGCAUCUUGCGGCUUGGAUGACAUGCUAGAUGCACGGGCUGAUGGUCAGGGUACGUUUGCGGCUGAUCGAGUUCUCGACCUCCAAGCGCCCGCGACCGCUCACCUUUCGUGGCCCCUGAAUGUUGGACAGCUGUUGUCUACCAGCUCUACGUCAAUCGCGACCGUUCCGCAUCAGAGAAGAUUUUGACAAGCUGCGAAGAGAGGGGCGUCAAAGCUGUGAUGCUGACAGUUGACGCAGCAGUAAUGGGCAAACGGGAACGUGACAUGAGAGCAAAGGGAGAAGUUGUUGAUGUGGGAGGUGACACCGGACGGGAUGAGAAAGCACAAGGCGUAGCCGCCGCCAUUAGUGGCUACAUAGACCCGAAUCUGGUGAGUGUGGUGGCUAUUACUUCCUGCCCUCACCACCUUGUCAUUUGAGUUGCUGACGUAAGGAUACCCGGACUUCGUACAGGAUUGGAGCAUCGUGUCAUGGUACACAAAAUCCUGCUCCCUUCCGCUCUACAUCAAAGGCAUACAGAGCGUGGCCGAUGCACGCUUAGCUGCCAGCACUCCAGGGGUCAGCGGAAUAAUCCUCUCGAAUCACGGCGGUCGGAGUCUCGAUUAUUCUCCUGCGCCCAUCGAUGUUCUGAUCGAGCUGCGAGAGCAUCAUCCUGAAACAUUCGACAAGCUAGAAGUUUACAUCGAUGGGGGCAUUCGACGAGGCACAGAUGUGCUGAAGGCUCUCGCUCUCGGCGCUACCGGAGUAGGUCUAGGUAGACCUUUUCUGUAUGCUCAGUCAGGAUAUGGCCAGGAAGGUGCGAUCCGAGCAAUCGACAUCCUUCGAGAUGAGAUCGAGAGAGGAAUGCGCCUGCUUGGCGUCACGAACUUGGAUCAGCUUGGACCUGAGUACGUGGAUAUACUACCCAGGAUGCCGCCUCCAUUGUACGCGCAGCCUCGCGAACCACAGGACGCCUUUUGA